UGCCUAUGCUAACACAAAGUGUCAGUGCCAAUGAUCGAAAUAGUGUAAACAUAAAUAAAAGCGACUAAAACACAGGAUAUGCCUUAACUGGGGAUUGAGUUUCACCUGAUUUGUAUUGCCACCUUUCGUAUAUAAUUAUAAUCAACGUGAUCACGCGCUCACACCAAGCUAAGGCAAAACCAAAAGGAAAAGCACGUCGGCAAAGAGACAAGACAGCCAGCCAGCCAUCCAGCCAGAUAGCAGCAGGAUCAAGUUUUUGGCGAAACCCAUAAUUUCGCCCAUCUUGCUCUCUUCUUCUUCUUGUUCGCGGGCUCCAUGGUGUCGCCGGCUUGACCGCCGCCGCCUGCCUAUAAACAAACCCAAGACUUGAAGACCCCAACCUCCGACUGCGACUCCGACUCCAAAACUCCACAAAGACUGCUGCGAGAUACAACGAAUCCAGUUCUCCUGUUGCUUUUGUUUUGCUUUUGUUGCUGCUGCUGCUGCUGCUUCUCGCGGCUGCCUCGCGUUUAUUGUUUUGCUGCACAGCCCGUAAAAAGGCAGGAGUAUAGGGGCUGAAAGCGGGGAACUGGCCCCAAAAACACCCGGGAUCCCGAUCCCGUCUAUAUAGAGGAAGGCCAGCAACAAAAACAACCAAGAACGUUCGAACGUUGAGGCAACAACAACUAAGUUGCAUUGCAGCCGCCGUCGUCGUCGCCGUAUAAAAAUCAUCAGCGUUGUUGUAGCGCGCCUCUGGCCCACGUUGCUGUUGCUGUUGUUGUAGCCAUCAGACAUGGCGCCGAAAUCCAGAAAGAAGAAGGCUCAUGCCCGCUCUCUGACCUGCUACUGCGACGGCAGUUGUCCGGAUAAUGUCAGCAAUGGAACCUGCGAGACCAGACCCGGUGGCAGUUGCUUUAGUGCUGUCCAACAGCUUUACGAUGAGACGACCGGAACGUACGAGGAGGAGCGCACAUUCGGUUGCAUGCCACCAGAAGACAACGGCGGCUUUCUUAUGUGCAAAGUAGCCGCUGUACCUCACCUGCAUGGCAAGAACAUUGUCUGCUGCGACAAGGAGGACUUCUGCAACCGCGACCUGUACCCCACCUACACACCCAAGUUGACCACACCAGCGCCAGAUUUGCCCGUGAGCAGCGAAUCUGUACACACGCUCGCCGUCUUUGCCUCCAUCAUUAUCUCCCUGUCCGUGUUCAUGCUAAUCCUGGCCAGCUUAUGCCUCACCUACAAGCGACGUGAGAAGCUGCGCAAGCAACCACGUCUCAUCAACUCCAUGUGCAACUCUCAGCUAUCGCCAUUGUCACAAUUGGUGGAACAAAGUUCGGGCUCCGGAUCGGGAUUACCAUUGCUGGUACAGAGAACCAUUGCCAAGCAGAUUCAGAUGGUGCGGCUGGUGGGCAAGGGACGUUAUGGCGAGGUCUGGCUGGCCAAGUGGCGGGAUGAGCGGGUGGCCGUCAAGACUUUCUUCACUACCGAAGAGGCUUCCUGGUUCCGCGAAACGGAGAUCUAUCAGACCGUUCUGAUGCGCCACGACAACAUCCUGGGCUUUAUCGCCGCUGAUAUUAAGGGCAAUGGCAGCUGGACACAGAUGCUACUGAUCACGGACUAUCAUGAGAUGGGCAGCCUUCAUGAUUACCUGUCCAUGUCGGUGAUUAAUCCCCAGAAGUUGCAAUUGCUUGCCUUCACUUUGGCUUCCGGAUUGGCCCAUCUGCACGACGAGAUCUUUGGAACACCUGGCAAACCGGCUAUUGCACAUCGCGAUAUCAAGAGCAAGAAUAUACUAGUGAAGCGUAAUGGACAGUGUGCUAUCGCGGAUUUUGGACUGGCGGUUAAAUACAACUCGGAACUGGAUGUCAUUCAUAUUGCCCAGAAUCCACGUGUCGGCACACGUCGCUAUAUGGCUCCAGAGGUCUUGAGUCAGCAGCUGGAUCCCAAGCAGUUCGAGGAGUUCAAGCGGGCGGAUAUGUAUUCCGUUGGUUUGGUCCUGUGGGAAAUGGCCCGUCGCUGUUACACACCCAUAUCGGGAACCAAGACGACGACCUGCGAGGAUUACGCCCUGCCCUAUCACGAUGUAGUGCCCUCGGAUCCAACGUUCGAGGACAUGCACGCUGUGGUGUGCGUAAAGGGCUUCCGGCCGCCGAUUCCAUCACGCUGGCAAGAAGAUGAUGUACUGGCCACCGUCUCCAAGAUCAUGCUGGAGUGCUGGCAUCCGAAUCCCACCGUCCGGCUGACAGCCCUGCGUGUGAAGAAGACGCUGGGGCGGCUGGAAACCGACUGCCUAAUCGAUGUGCCCAUCAAAGAUUGUCUAGGCCGACGCUGUCCAUAGUCUUGUUUUAGGUUUGACCUAAGCUGCAUUUAGUUUUUCUGUUUUUUUCCUGUUUUCGUUCAACUUUCCGUUGAAAGCCUGAUUCCAGACUUCAGUCUGGGAACUGCCUAGUUAGGUUAGGUAAUCUUAAGUUGCCUGUACUUGAGCGGAGCAAAGCAGAGGAUCCUUCAGAGGUGCCUAUUAAACGAUUACUUUAAUCACCGCACUGAUUGUAAGCUAGAGAUUAGAUUAAGAGCUAGUUCAUAAGCUGAGAGGAGCUAGUUGCUAAGGCCCCUUGCAAAAUCUUUGGUUAGAAAAAUGCUUUAACUAUUUGAGAAAUAUAUAGGGAGUAUGUAUUUUGGAUGAGACAUAACAUAUUCAUGUUGGAUGUACAUAACUAUGAGAACAAAAAAAAUCAGAGUCGAAAUUUACAUGUAACAUACUUUAAUUUCUUGUGCCAGCUUUUGUAUGCUUUAAAUUUUUAAAAUUAAGAUCCCCCUACUAUUUGUCGACCCCAGAGGCUUGAGCCUCUGCAUAUACAACAUAUAUAUAAUAUAUAUAUAUAUAUAUAUAUAUACUGUAUAUAUAUUUAUGUGUUAUGUUUGUAUCUAAUGUUUAAGUGAAAACUUUGCCGAGUUUGUGCAAGUAAAUGCUGCCUUAUGUAAAAUCCAUGGAAUUAGUUGCCUUAAGACAGAGUGUAAAGACAGGAGCCAACAGGCAGUACAGUGACUCCCUUCGUUACCAUUUAGGUAGAUACUAUAUAUAUAUAUAUCGUAUAUCCCAGAAUGAUAUAUAGAACUGUGCAGUUGCGUAUCUCGAGAAGUGCUCUUGUGUCGGCUCUUUUGUUUUGUGUAAAUAGCAAAGAUGUUUAUAGGCCGCUAACCAUACAGAUAUAUAGUAUAUAUAUUAUAUAUUAUCGUUAUAAGCGAUUCUGUAAAUACUAUAUAUGUAUCUUUAUCUGUAAACCGUUUAACUUAUCUCUUAUCGUUCUUAUCGAGUAACCUUGUUUAAGCUAGCGUUAGACAGACUAGCCAGUAAGAGCAAAAAGUAAACUAUAUAAACUAAAUAUGGAAUAUGUA
Messenger RNA from Drosophila eugracilis, 3378 nucleotides. It is a transcript of the gene tkv, whose product is annotated as bone morphogenetic protein receptor type-1B. The transcript has 3 exons. Gene Ontology annotation, cellular component: plasma membrane; signaling receptor complex. Bases 773 to 2320 code for a protein of 515 amino acids. Gene Ontology annotation, molecular function: ATP binding; transforming growth factor beta receptor activity, type I; SMAD binding. The record is from RefSeq and is a predicted model, not a curated record. Gene Ontology annotation, biological process: dorsal/ventral pattern formation; protein phosphorylation; cellular response to growth factor stimulus. Lineage: Eukaryota; Metazoa; Arthropoda; Insecta; Diptera; Drosophilidae.